Messenger RNA from Striga hermonthica, 3762 nucleotides. NCBI's taxonomy places the organism in Eukaryota, Viridiplantae, Streptophyta, Magnoliopsida, Lamiales, Orobanchaceae. The record is from the annotation of a GenBank genome assembly.
AUGCAGUCGAGCAAGCAAGUUGUUGCAUAUGACGACCCUUCAAAGACCUUUUUUGGAGUUUGCUUUGUUCUUCUGGGAUUCGACCCUGUCAAAGGAGAUAAGGUCCGGUUGAAGCUCUUGGAAGGUGGAGGAAUUGAUGCUGUGAGCUAUGGUCCGAAUUGUACUCACGCGAUUGUUGAUAAGCUUACUUAUGAUGACCCAAUUUGCAUUGCUGCAAGAAGCGACGGCAAGGCAGUUGUGAAUGCCUUGUGGGUUGACCAUAGCUUUGAUGUGGGAAUGCCUGUUGAUCCCUCAUCGGUCAUGUACAGGCCUAUGAAAGAUUUGAAUGGGAUUACAGGUGCAAAAUCUUUGGUUGUCUGCUUGACUGGGUAUCAACGGCAGGACCGUGAUGAUAUCAUGAACAUGGUUGCCUUGAUGGGUGCAAGUUUUUCAAAGCCAUUGGUGGCAAACAAAGUUACUCAUCUGAUAUGCUACAAGUUUGAGGGUGAGAAGUAUGAGCUGGCCAAGAAAUUGAAGAGGAUAAAGCUAGUUAACCAUCGUUGGUUGGAAGAUUGUUUGAAGGCUUGGGAGCUUCUUCCAGAAUCUGAUUAUGAUAAAAGUGGAUACGAGUUAGAGAUGAUGGCUGAAGCUAAAGAUUCCGAAGAGGAGACAGAAGACAUGGCUACUGCAGUAGAUUUUGGAAGGAAAAUUGUUGUGGGUCCCCAAAAUACACUAGCCGAGAACAGAAGUUUUCAGCACUCACCAGCGAAGCUCGAAACUUCACAGAAUAGUUUACAACGUCCGAUUGCAUCUACAGUUCUUGAAAAUGCUGGGACCAUCAGCAAUAAGAUUCAUUCAAGUCCCAGACAAGACAUUCAUGAAGAGCAUCUCAAACUGUUGAGCCCUUUUUGUGCCAAGAGCCCUGGAAAAUUUUCCCCUAGAGUGCUGUCAAACACGCUCCACUGCACAAGCAUUUCUGAUAAGGUCGAUAAUGUCAUAGCUCCAGUGGCUGAAAUGGACAAGAAGUCACCUGAUGUUGACAUGUCCAUAUUAAGCUGCAGAAGCAAUUGCAAGUUUACUCCCAGUAAACACAGUUCCUCAGUAAGAUUGGAAAAUAUUCAACAAAUAAGUCCUCGAAAUGCAAAUAAUUUUGGUGGCAGUGAUGGUUUUCACAUUGAUUAUGGAGUUGAGACGCCUCCAAAAGAAUCUUUACCAGCCCAUGAAGAGUUCCAAACUGCAAAGACGCUGAAUAAGAGCAAAGCAACUGUUUCCAGAGGUGGUUCUAAAUCGCCAUCUCUGGAUCUCUGCAUUGAUCGAGAAGUGAAAACACCUUUAAUGGGAACCCAUGAUGCAAGCCAAACUGCAAAAUUACCCGAUAAGAGGGAAAAAUCACCAUCUCUGAAUCUCUGCAUUGAUCGUGAAGUACAAACACCUUUAAUGGGAACCCAUGAUGCGUGCCAAACUGCAAAAUCACCCGAUAAGAGGGAAAAAUCACCAUCUCUGAAUCUCUGCAUUGAUCGUGAAGUAAAAACACCUUUAAUGGGAACUUGUGAUGCAAGUCAAACUGCAAAAUCACCGCAUAAGAGUGAAAAAUCAGUCUUGAAAUCACCCAUAUUGAGCCAUGAUGCGAAGAUGGCAAUGGUAAGUGAGCUGGCUACAAACUCCCUUGAUCAUUUAAGUGGGUUAGCUUGUGAUAUUCCACAAAAAGCUGUUGCCGGCCGUUUUUCUAGAAUGGAAGCUUCUUCGGCGGCUCCUAAAGAAUCUCUAAAUACUUCCCUCAGAGGACAGAAAAAGCAGAUCAUGACAAGUUCUGAUGUGAAGGACCUUUCUUCAACUCACUGUGAUGUACAGGAUAUCGAACCUCCAGUGGCAAAACCCAACUCAGGAAUAGAAACAAUGGAUGGCCAGGAUGAUCUGAAUGGUACACUUGAAGGAAAUACGAUGCCACCACAGACGAAAGUAGUUAAAAGAAAAUUGCUAGCCAAGAAGACAUUAGGCUCCAGACGAUCAAUUGGAAAAGGGAGUAGCUCAAAGCUCAAAGGGACACUUAACCUUCAGAAAGCUAUUUUGAAUAAUGAAUCUGUAGCUCAUUCGAAGAGAGCAAUACUGAUGGAAGUCACUGAUGAUGCUACUGUGGAUGAUGAAACUAAAGCUGAAAAUGAAGAAGUUGAGGCACCACAUUUCAGGAAACAUGACAUCAACUCAGAAAAGGAAGCUUGUAGCAAAAUUCCACCGAUGGAUGAAAAUGGUACUGGAGCUGAAUUGCCUGAAGUGAAAGAUAAAAGUGAAUGUAGAGAGAAAAAAAUAUCGAAAGGCAAGAAACGUCCUUUGGUUAACUCUAAGACAAGUAAGUCAAAGGAUUCAGGAGAUGGAGUAAAAAAGGAUAAGGACGAGAAGAAGAGCGGUUCAGCAAGUGAAGAAACUGUUUUAUUAGCUGGUAAAACCAAAAAAAGGCCAUCCAAGAAGUUAAAAAGCUCAGGUAAUAUUGAGAAGGAAAAUGAUCCUGAUGCAAUCAAGCUGCAAAGUGGAAGUGAAAAGCUUCCGGAAAAGGACUUUAAAACUGUGAGUUGUGUCAAUGGGGGGAAAGGUGCAGAUAAUAAACUUGAGCAAAAAGCUGAACCUGCAUGGUUUAUACUGAGUGGGCAUAGGCUACAAAGAAAGGAUUUUCAGCAGUUAAUAAGGCGAUUGAAAGGAAGAGUUUGCAGAGAUUCUCAUAAUUGGUCAUACCAGGCAACACAUUUCGUUGUUCCAGAUCCUGUGAAAAGAACUGAAAAGUUUUUUGCAGCUGCAGCUUCUGGAAGAUGGAUUCUGAAGACUGAUUACUUAACAGCUUGCAAUGAGGCUGGAAGAUUUUUACCGGAAGAGCCAUAUGAAUGGCACAAGAAAUGCUUGACCGAAGAUGGUGCAAUCAACUUAGAGGCACCAAGAAAAUGGCGUCUCUUGAAAGAGAAAACAGGACAUGGCGCAUUUUACGGAAUGCAAAUAGUCAUAUAUGGAGAAUGUAUUGCCCCUCCUCUGGAUACUUUGAAACGUGUCAUCAAGGCUGGGGACGGGACCAUUUUAGCAACCUCACCCCCUUACACUCGCUUUCUCCAAUCGGGAAUCGAUUUCGCCAUCGUCAGCCCGGGAAUGCCACGUGUCGACAUGUGGGUUCAGGAGUUUCUAAACCACGAGGUGCCAUGUGUUGUAGCUGAUUAUUUGGUCGAGUAUGUGUGCAAGCCCGGGUACCCACUCGAGAAGCACGUGCAGUACAACACGCAUUCGUGGGCCAAAAAAUCGCUCGAGAAUCUGACGAGGAGAUUGGAUGAGGUCGUUGAGGAUGAUGUAAGAACUCCUCCAAAUCUUUGCAUUGAUGACGUGGCGUGCAGGGAAUGUGGGUCCCGCGAUCGAGCAGAAGAGAUGCUCAUUUGUGGCGAUGAGAGUGGAAGUUUAGGGUGUGGAGUUGGCGUUCAUUUGGAUUGCCUCGACCCUCCGCUUUGCAGUGUACCGGAAGAAGAUUGGUUCUGCACUGAAUGCGCACCUAAGACUAAGAGAGGGAGCUCUAGGAAGAAGGCUUUGGCGGAGCCAGGAUUAAAAUCUACGUAUGGCGAAAGAGAGUCGGCGAGCGGCGAGCGGAUGGAGCAGUACUGUCGGCGGGCGUCGGCGUCGGCGAGAGCGGUUCAAGAGAAAGAGAGUCGAGAAAAUUCAGAUCGAUCGAUAAAGUGGAGGAUCAUGCAGAAAUGUGGGUCGCAGAAGGUUAAGAAGGCGAAGCAAUUGGGAAUUAGGAUUAUGGCCAAAAGUUGA